This is a messenger RNA of Marmota flaviventris (yellow-bellied marmot), 4625 nucleotides long. RefSeq names its product fibroblast growth factor 9 (gene Fgf9). Lineage: Eukaryota; Metazoa; Chordata; Mammalia; Rodentia; Sciuridae. The record is from RefSeq and is a predicted model, not a curated record. Gene Ontology annotation, molecular function: growth factor activity.
ACUCUGCGCGCCGGCGGGGGCUGCGCAGGAGGAGCGCUCCGCCCGGCUACAACGCUCCGCGAGCCGGCGCGGCAACACCUGUUCGCGGCAGCCAGGGCGGCACGCGAGCUCCCGGACGCGGCUCUCCUCGCUUGCCGCUGGCCACCGGUUCUAAGCCAAUGGACCUCUGCCGAGCCUCUCGAGAUUUCUGGAUACUAGCUUUGGACGCCUAAAGUUUUUCCUUCUUUUUGUUUUAUUAUUAUUAUUUUUUGGAGGGGGGACUGGGAGGGGAGAUUUGUCGCCGCCACAACCGUGAGAUUUUUUUACCCCCUUGACGGAUUCAUGCUGAUGUCUGCAGAGUCGGUUAGAGAGUAAAAACAGCGCAUGCCUUCCUGGAGUCAGGAUCCGUAAAUUCUGACGUAGCCCGUGCAUCUUAAAAAUCCCUAUAAUAACGCCUAGGCAUUUAAGUUGCUAUGGUCAUUCUGAUCUCAAAGCAAAUGGAGAAACUACGGAUUUUUUUUCCUUAUUACGGUCGGAUGGGAUGAAGACCUUCCUGCCUGCUAAGAGCUGGGGAUCUAUCUAUAGAGAUACAUAGAUAUGCUUAUCAAUAUGUCAGUGUGUGAGUAUAAAGUGGUGGUUUCUUAGACUAUCAGUGGUUUGACCUUGAACCUGUGCCAGUGAAGCAGCAGAUUACUUUUAUUUAUGCAUUUAAUGGAUUGAAGAAAAGAACCUUUUUUCCCUCUCUCCCUGCAACUGCAGUAAGGGAGGGGAGUUGGAUAUACCUCGCCUAAUAUCUCCUGGGUUGACACCAUCAUUAUUGUUUAUUCUUGUGCUCCAAAAGCCGAGUCUUCUGAUGGCUCCCUUAGGUGAAGUUGGGAACUAUUUCGGUGUACAGGAUGCGGUACCGUUUGGGAAUGUACCCGUGUUGCCGGUGGACAGCCCGGUUUUGUUAAGUGACCACCUGGGUCAGUCCGAAGCAGGGGGGCUCCCCAGGGGACCCGCAGUCACGGACCUGGAUCAUUUAAAGGGGAUUCUCAGGCGGAGGCAGCUAUACUGCAGGACUGGAUUUCACUUAGAAAUCUUCCCCAAUGGUACUAUCCAGGGAACCAGGAAAGACCACAGCCGCUUUGGCAUUCUGGAAUUUAUCAGUAUAGCAGUGGGCCUAGUCAGCAUUCGUGGAGUGGACAGUGGACUCUACCUCGGAAUGAACGAGAAGGGGGAGCUGUAUGGAUCGGAAAAACUAACCCAAGAGUGUGUAUUCAGAGAACAGUUUGAAGAAAAUUGGUAUAACACGUACUCAUCGAAUCUAUAUAAACACGUGGACACUGGAAGGCGAUACUAUGUUGCAUUAAAUAAAGACGGGACUCCAAGAGAAGGGACCAGGACUAAAAGGCACCAGAAAUUCACACAUUUUUUACCUAGACCAGUGGACCCUGACAAAGUACCUGAACUAUAUAAGGAUAUUCUAAGCCAAAGUUGACAAAGACAAUUUCUUCACUUGAGCCCUUAAAAAAGUAACCACUAUAAAUGGUUUCAUGCGGUGGGUUCUUAUUGAUUAGCUGUGUCAUCACCUCAGCUCCACUGUUGCCAAACUUUGUCGCAUGCAUAAUGUAUGAUGGAAGCUUGGAUGGGAACAUGCUGAUUUUGUUCUGCACUUAAAGGCUGAUCCUCCUGGAGGGCUGCCUAGGGCCACUUGCUUGAUUUAUUGUGAAAUAAGGGGAGAGAGACUGAAUGAGAGGGGUGUGAGUGUGUGAGUGGGUGAAUAGCAGGAGAAAUUGGAGAGUCAGAAAGCAAAGAGGACAAUGGCCUGAUGCAUGCUGGGAAAUAGACACGCUUUUAAAUUUUGAUCAGUUGUACUUCAUCUUAUAUCAGCACAGCUGCCAUACUUCGACUCAUCAGGAUUUUUGGCUGGUGGCCUGCGCAAGGGUACGCUGCAUUUUCAAAGGCAUGGAGGGUGCAGUCUUACUUAAAAGACUUUUUCAGUUAAUUCUCACUGGUAUCAUCCCAGUGAACUUAAAGCAAAGACCUCUUAGUUAAAAAAGAAAAAAAGGAAAAAAAGAAAAAAAAAAAAAAAAAAAAGAAAAAAAAAGAGAAAAAAGAAAAAAAGGCGAAAAAAAGAAAAAAAAGAAAAAAGUUAAAUUUAUUUAUAGAAAUUCCAAAGGCAACAUUUUAUUUAUUUUAUAUAUUUAUUUAUUAUAUAGAGUUUAUUUUUAAUGAAAUAUGUACAGGCCAGAUAGGCAUUUUGGAAGCUUUAGGCUCUGUAAGCAUUAAAUGGCAAAGUCCGCUAUGAACCUGUGGUAAUUCAUGCAAGUAGGUAUAACGGUGCAUGGAUAUGAGAAAUUCUAAUGACCCUAAUGUACUAAAGGCGACAAUCUAUUUUGUGCCCGUAUUAUUGUAAACUUAUGCACAUCGCUCAUGACACUGAGUAUUCACUCUUCAGACUGCUUGUUUCAUAGCUUAUCCCAGAGGAUUAAAGAUAAACUGGGUCUCAACCUUUUAUUCUGUGUCUGUAAUUUUCCUCUUUCAUCAGUGACUCCAUCACUGUAACUUCAUGGUUGGAAAAUAUGAGGGUUGGUAUAUGUCUUACUUGUUUAAGUCUAUUGCAAAAUAUACCAAAGCUAAACAAUAACUAUGCUUUUUAUUUUAGCCCACCUCCAGAACAACAGGAUUAAUAUCAAACAUUGUACUGAUUUAGAAUUCUUAAGCAAGGAAGGAAAAAAUAAACAAGCGUACAUAGCUCAGACUUUUUUAAGAGAUAAGAGUCAGAUUAACAGGAUCAUUCUUGUAAGUUUUUAUUUGUGCACUUGGCUAUCAAAUAUGAAAUUAUACACGUACCAUAGGGGUCAUUGUAACAUCUUUUUUAGAGAAUUGCUUUCAGUGUGAAUGUCAUAAUUACAUGGUAAUAGCACCCCUUCAAGUAAAACUUGCAACAUGAAAACAAUAAAUCUUUAUCAAUAAUGACAAUGAGGGGGAAAUUAUUAUACUCAUUGACUGUAUUUUGUUUUUAAAAAUGGUUUUCACAAGCACCCAAUUUUUUUAGAGGGGAGGUUACUAUAUAGAAUGUCUUUUACAAGGCUUUUAUACCAUUUUAUUCUGAAAAGCAUAAGAAUAUGUAUUUCUUUGGUAGCAAUAAUUUUGGAACUUGCCCUUGGGCAAGGAAGACUAUUUCUUACUAUAUACUAAGGUGAAAAGAGCCAAAUUCUUAAAGCAAUAUUUUAAAAAAAGGAAUUUAUAACAAAUUCUCAUCCACACACAACACUUUCUAGCCAGUUACAUUGGGAAAUUGAAAGUGACAGUUAAAAAAAUGUGUUGGGAUUUAUGUAACUAAUUUUAAAAUUUAAUAUUCUGAUUUUGUUUUGCUCGGAUGCACAUUCUCUAUGAAAAAUAAAAGCAUGUCACUGGCAAGUUAAAGCUGUUAUGAACGAGAAGCGCAUGAUUUACUGUCGUGAGCAAAUACACGUAGCCUUCUAUGGUCCAAGCUGGAGUAUGGGGUAAUGCACUCCUGCUGAUGUGCAUUAAAGAGAAGCUAAGUCUAAUAUUUGGGAUUGAGAAUUGUCUUGGAGGGAGGGAACAGAGGCACUGUAAAAUAGUUGAUUUAUGAUAAGGAUCAGAAUGUCCUCUUCAUUUAUUUUCUUGGGAUUUUUUCCCCCUUUUACUUUCUAAACAGAACUGCAUUUAAUUCUAAGAAGUACUGUUCUUAUUUAUUAUUUAACCCUUUGCUGCUGCUAAAAUGUGCACAUAUUCAGGCUUUAGUUUUUCCAAAAGACAUUUAAUUUUUUUUCUUUGCUAAAAAGAAUUAAACAUUUGACCACAGGGAAGAAUCAAGUUUCUAGGAUGCCAUCGGUAUAAUAUUUAGCACUGAAGAAAUUGAUUUUAGAAGACAGCCAAAAGUAAUCUUAAAGUAGCACGAGACUCCAGAUAAUUGGUCUAAAAGAGGGAAAAAGAAUUGUGAAAAAGACUCAAAUCUCCAUGCAUUCCUAGAAAAUGCUACUUUAAUGUCUACUUUUGGAGUUAUUUUGCUUUGGUACCUUUUUUUUUCUUUUUUUAAGAAAAGCAAAAUGUUAUAUGCUUUUGGCAAUUGAUAAAAUAAACUGUAAUGGUCUGUAAAUAAAUAAAUAUUGACUUAUGCAAUUUAUGUAAAUAGGCCUCCUGGGAGAGUAGAUGUCUCAGGGUUUUGUUGUGGGCAUUGUCCUAUUGGGCAGUAGAGUCAUCUCUAGUUUAUAGGAUUGCAUCUGGUUCUUGUAGUAAGAGACCCAAAGCCUUUUGGAUGGCAGCCCUGAGCCAUUGUGGAAUGGGUGGUUCCAGUUUCAUAAACAGAUGCUCAGAUAGCCAAACCACUAUUUUGUUGGUGCCAACACUUGCACCACGGUCAAAAGACUUACCCGGCAUGGACUGAACCACCUUUCCAUCUGUCAUGCAAAUGUCCUCAAACAGUGCUGAAGGACUUGCCAGGUCAGUGUUGGGGAACCUGCUCUGCCAGGUCCUGUUUUGUAGAUAAAUGAAUAGCUUCCGUUGAUGGUGUUUUCAUACUAUUUCAUCUCAUUAACACUACAACAUUGUGUUAUUUACUUGAUAAUCUGUAAUUGUAUGUAAAUACAUACAGGAUUAUGUAAUUUGUGUAAAUACAUAAUUACAGACUUUUGAAA